AUGACUGCGACCAGCACUCGCUCUACUCGUAGAGCCGAGACUCUUGUCGCCCUCCCUCCACUUGCACACGCCCAUCGCUCUCCAGCCACGGCCGCUGCCACGCGCCUGCACCAGCAGAACUCUAGCCGGCCCCUCAAGCGCCUGCACGACGCGACAAACCUGAGAUACGACCUCAAAUCCCCCAAGAAGCCCAAGAUCACGGUCGAGAUCCCUUCAAAGAGCCAGUAUCAGGCCAGGUUGUUCCCCGAGAACGUCGACGCCAGGCAGCACCACCGCCCAUCCUCGACCCACAAGCCCCCUAAACAGGACCAUCGUCACCCUGCCAGCGCACCUCUUCCGCCGCCACCCGCUACUGCCCAUACAGCAGCACCACCACCCGCCCCGGCACCCGCGACCGGCGAUGCAGCCACCACGACCGGCCAGGACAGCUCCGCCGCCCCUACAAAACACAGAGAAAAGGUCGUCAAUGGCAUCAAGCAUGAAUUGGACAGGUUACAGCCCAGCUCCGCCGACAUGGCUGCCAGCAACGGCCAAGGGCGCAAGCUUCGGUCACAGGAGGGCGUUCGCUUCAAGAGCGAGCUCUCGGCCUACUUUCCUGAGUAUGACGAAGUCAUCGGAAACGUGCCCAAGGAAGAACACAUCCUGAUGCUCGAUACCCCUAUAAUCGUUGUCGACACAUCUCCGUCAUCAGCCUCCACCUCGGCGCCGCGCCACGAGCCCCACUCGACCCCCUCAACUUUCCCAAUACGCAACUACGGCGACGACCUGUUCACAAAUCUGCACGACUCACAAGCAAUUGAUCUGAGUUGGUUAGAGGGCCAGUAUAAGGGCAAGACGUUGAGCGAUCCGCUGCCCGACUCUUAUUAUGAGUCAAUACAUAGAAAGGAGUCUCGGAACGAGAAGAUCACGAGGAAUGCAGAGAGGGGGCGCUCCCAGCAUGAAAAGGCCCAGGUCAUCCGGCUGCUCGACGGCCUCAAAGGCCCUGAUUGGCUCAAAACCAUGGGCGUAAGCGGUAUCACAGAGAGCAAGAAGAAACAGUUCGAGCCUGCUCGAGCACACUUUGUCCACAAGUGCGAAGUCGUCUUGGACAAAUUCGCAAAAUGGGCUGCCGAGGAGAAGAGGCUCAAACUCGAAAAGGAGCGCGCUGCGAAAGAGAGCCUCGCCUCGCAAGAUACCGACUCGUCCAAGGCCGAGGACGACGAGGAAGAAGACGAGGAAGCGAUUUCAUCGGCAGACGAACUGGGAGAUGACGAGGAAGGUGGUGAGGAGACGGACAAGAGCGACAGCGAGCCACCUGAUAUGAGCGACGUCGAUGCAUCGGCCAAGCAGCUGCACGAGGAGGCCAUGGCGAGGUCCCGCCUGGCUGCAAAGUCCGCCGGACGACGUCCGCUCUCGGCCCAGCCACUGCCGCCUCCACCGCCAGCAGAGUUCACCUCGUUCUUCAAGAAGCCAUACCAGCGAGACGCAGCGCUCAACAAAUCUCGUCGACGCGGGAGGACGGUCUUGGCCUGGGGACAGGCUUUGCCUGAGCUUGAGGAGCAGGACUUCGUCCUGCCGGAAGAGUAUCGAGACGAGGAAAUGCUCAAGGCGCGGGAGCGACGACUGAGAAUCCUCCGACGUGGAUCAAGGCAUCGUGGCUGA
This is a messenger RNA of Diaporthe amygdali, 1641 nucleotides long. Its product is annotated as iq calmodulin-binding domain-containing protein. The transcript is spliced from 2 exons. Bases 1 to 1641 code for a protein of 546 amino acids. Lineage: Eukaryota; Fungi; Ascomycota; Sordariomycetes; Diaporthales; Diaporthaceae. Gene Ontology annotation, cellular component: SAS acetyltransferase complex. The record is from RefSeq and is a predicted model, not a curated record. Gene Ontology annotation, molecular function: histone acetyltransferase activity.